CAUUAGUCCGCCAGUUUAUUCUGAAUGAGGACUUCUGUUGCAAUUCUUACAGGUCGUCAGAAAAAACCCGAAACCUCCUUUGGGGGCGCAAGGUCUGAUCUCGGGCAACAUCCUGUGAUCUGAGAGCUGAGCAGAACCCGGGGUUCCCCGGCCGCCCUUCCCCGUAAGCGGUGCAGCGGAACCCGGGAGACCCCGCGGCCCGGGGAAAGAGCCAGCGGUGUGCAGUGGUGGGAGGCUGGAGCCCGCUGAGGUCAUUUCCUGUGCCUCUCUGCGAGCGCACCCUUCUAGAAGCGGGCGGGGGAGGAGGAGCCCAGCCGAGCGUUGAAUGGGGCUCAGCGAGGCGCGGCGAGGCUUUGUGCGGCCAGCCCGCCGGCGCCCCUCCCGGUCCCGCCCCGGCCCGGCCCCGCCCACCGCGACCACUCCUCCCGGGGAGCCGACUCCGGCGAGAUCCAAGCAAGGUCAGCGGCGGACGCGCGCGGAGGCGCCCGGGUGAGGUGAGCGCGGCAGCGGAGAGCCCGCGAGCUCGCGGGGGAGGGAUCCUUGGACUGUCCUGAAGUUGAUUCCAUCAUGGCAGAACUCAAGGUGGAGACCCGGACCAGCAUGGACUGGCAAAAGCGGUGCUUGUCCCUGGAAACACAGCUCUUCCGGUUCCGCCAACAGGCCAGUAAGAUACGGGAACUACUGGCUGACAAGAUGCAAGAGCUGGAGCAGAGGCUAUUGGAAGCAGAACAGAGAGCAGAGAACGCAGAGACCCAGGUGGGUGUGAUGGAAGAGAAGGUGAAACUGUCUAAUCUGAAGAACGUGGACUCUGCAGACAGCCUGCACCGGAAGUACCAGGAACUGCUGAAAACUUUGCAGGACAAAGACAAGCUUAUCCACCAGCUGGAGGCACAGCUGGAAAAACAGAAGCAGAUGAGAGCUGAGGAAGCAAAAGGUGUUCAAGAAAAAGCUGCAAAGAUUAAGGAAUGGGUGACUCUAAAGCUAGCAGAGCUUGAGACUGAGAAUCACCACCUGAAAAGCUGUAAUCAGCGCCUGAUAGAGCAGAUGGGGGCCCUUCAAGAUGCACUAGAAGCUCUUCAGAUGGCACCUUCAGGAGACCUACUGGUGAAUCACCAGGGAACUCCAGAGCAGGAGUCUCCACCUUCAGAGCCAGGACCCCAGCCAGUGUGGCAGGACAGUGUUUCUAAGCUCCAGGCUGCACUGCAGGCAGUCAUGCCAGCACCAUCUCCUGGCAGUUUGCACAGCAAGGACUGUGGCUUUAAAGCAGAUGGUCCCUCAGAAGAUUCUAGUUCCAGCCUUAUCUGCCCAGGGGAAAUUGAGGCCAAGACCAUCCCACCUCAUCUGGGAAGAGAGGGUUCUCCUGGCCAGCUUUGUGUGAAGCCUCCAGUGCCCAGACAUGGCUCAGCUUCCUGGGGUGAGGGCCUGGCCCCUGGUCAGGGAGGUACACUCCCUGGGACAAAGGCCUGUGCAAGGGAUGGUCGCCCCGGCAGCAGCCUGACCCUGCCGAAGGUGUGGGCUCCUGGCACCCGCCAGGACAGCAUCCGGCUAGCCAAACGGCACCACAGCCAACCCCAGGUGGGCCCUGGGGGCUUUGACUUUAGAGUGAUUGUUGAGGCUGGGACCCUUCCAGCCUUCCACCCCUCCAGCCUUCCCAAGGUGGAGGCUCCAGCUGAGCUGCGUGAGGAACCCGAGAAGAUGGAGAUGGAGGAGCCAUCAACCGCAGGGAAGAGAGCGGAAAGAGAGAGCUCAAAGGCCCCAGGCCCUGAGCUGGAAGUGGACUUGGAGAUCAAACCACCUACACCCCCACUGCACCGAUUUCCAUCCUGGGAAAGCCGAAUAUAUGCUGUGGCCACAUCAGGCAUGAGGCUGUCAGAUGUGUCUCCCAGAAGCAACACCACCUAUAGCUCCUCAAGUCUUCCAGCCUCAGGCCUUGCUGCUUCAAGCCCUCCUGCCCUCGGAUCUCCUGGGGGGCCUUUCUCUGGCCUUGUCUACAAGAACCUCACCGUGCCAGUCUACACAUCCCUGAAGGGGAGAGCCACGCAGAUCAGCAGUGUCCCCUUCGCCGAUGAGUCCUCGGGCUCUGAGGACGACUGCAGCUCGCAGGCCAGCUUCCGGAUGUCCAUCCUCAGCCCUGAGUCCAGGAGGACCAGUGGACUGGGCAGCCCUCGGGCCUUCAAGAGAGGUGUCUCCAUGUCCUCACUGAGCUCCGAGGGUGACUAUGCCAUCCCUCCCGAUGCCUGCUCCCUGGACAGCGACUACUCCGAGCCUGAGCACAAACUGCAGCGCACCUCGUCCUACUCCACUGACGGGCUGGGCCUGGGCAGGGAAUCCCUGGAGAAGUCUGGCUACCUGUUGAAAAUGGGAAGUCGAGUGAAGACAUGGAAACGCCGCUGGUUUGUCCUGAGACAGGGACAGAUUAUGUACUACAAGUCACCGAACGAUGUCAUCCGGAAACCUCAAGGUCAAAUGGAACUGAAUUCCCAUUGCCAGAUUGUUCGAGGGGAGGAUGCCCAGACAUUCCAGCUGAUCUCUGAAAAGAAAACCUAUUACCUGACGGCUGACUCGCCUAACCUGCUAGAGGAGUGGAUCCGAAUACUGCAGAGCCUAGUGAAGGUCCAGGCCAUGAGGCCUCCAGCCCUGCCUCAGGGAGGAGCCAAGCCCACUGUGAAGGGCUGGCUGACCAAGGUAAAGCAUGGCCACUCCAAGCUGGUCUGGUGUGCUCUCGUUGGGAGAACUUUCUAUUACUAUCGGAGCUAUGAGGACAAGAGACCGCUGGGUCGCCUGCCUGUGCGGGAUGCACGCAUCGAGGAAGUCGAUCGAUCCUGCGACUCAGAUGAGGACUAUGAGGCUGCAGGGACCAGGCGGCUGCUGUCCUCCCACUGCACUCUGGUGAUACACCCUCCAGAACGCAGCCCCACCUACCUCCUCAUUGGCACCAAGCAUGAGAAGGAUACGUGGCUUUACCACCUCACGGUUGCUGCGGGUGGCAGCAGUGCCAAGGUGGGCACUGCCUACGAGCAGCUCAUUGGAAAACUGAUGGAUGGUGAGGGGGACCCAGAUUCCCCACUGUGGAAGCACCCUAUGCUGUGCUACAGCAAAGACGGGCUAUUCACCUCACUCACCACGCUGCCCUCUGAGGCCCUGCAGACGGAAGCUCUCAAACUCUUCAAGUCGUGCCAGCUCUUCAUCAAUGUGCCCGUGGAGGCUGCUUCAGUGGACUACCAUGUGUCCCUGGCCCAGACGGCGCUGCAGGUCUGCCUGGUCCACCCUGAGCUGCAGAGUGAGAUUUACUGCCAACUCAUGAAGCAGACCAGCUGCCGUCCCCCUCAGAAGUACUCCCUGGUACAGUGCUGGCAGCUUCUGGCUCUGUGUGCCCCACUUUUCCUGCCUCAGCACCAUGUCCUCUGGUACAUCAAACAGCAGCUCCAGCGCCAUGCAGACCCUAGAAACGAAACUGGUCAGUAUGCCACCUACUGCCAGCGGGCAGUGGAGCGGACCCUGCAGACUGGGGAGCGGGAAGCCAGACCAUCGCGCAUGGAGGUCGUGUCCAUCUUGCUGCGGAACCCCUUCCACCACUCCCUGCCCUUCAGCAUCCCCGUGCACUUCACCAAUGGGACCUACCAAGUGGUGGGCUUUGACGGCUCCUCCACAGUGGAUGAGUUCCUGCAGCGGCUCAACCAGGAGACAGGCAUGAGGAAGACUUCCCACUCUGGCUUUGCCCUCUUCAUGGACGAUCCUUCCGGCCGGGACCUGGAACACUGCCUGCAGGGGAGUGUCAAGAUCUGUGAUGCCAUCUCCAAGUGGGAACAAGCCCUGAAGGAGCUACACUCUGGGAAGUCCGAGGGCGGCAGCCGUGUUGUGAAGCUGUUAUACAAGAACAGGCUGUACUUUCGGAGUCAAGUCAAAGGUGAGACAGAGCGAGAGCGGCUGCUGCUGGCCUCCCAGACAAGCGGAGAGAUCGUGUUGGGGAGGUUCCCUGUCAACAAAGAGCUGGCUCUGGAGAUGGCUGCCCUGAUGGCUCAGGUAGAAUAUGGGGACCUGGAGAGGCCCAACCCUCCGGGUCCUGGGGGCACUCCCCCUACCAAGGCUCAACAUCAUGUUCAGCAGGUCCUCGACAGGUUCUAUCCAAGGCGCUACAGACACGGAGCACCCAUUGAACAGCUGAGGCUCCUGACAGACCUGCUGACCACAAAGUGGGCAGCACUGCAAGGCUGCUCUCCUCCUGAGUGUGUCCGCAUCUUUCUGACGGUAGCCCGGAAAUGGACUUUCUUUGGUGCUAAGCUCUUUGCUGCUCAGACUGCCCAGCUGUCUUCCAAGAACAUUCUGGUGUGGAUUGCUGUGAAUGAGGAUGGUGUCAGCAUCCUAGACCACAACACCAUGCAAGUGCACGUCACCUACCCUUACUCUUCAGUGAUGACCUUUGGUGGCUGCCGGGAUGACUUCAUGCUUGUGAUUAGAUCUGUUCCAGACCAGAACUCUGGGAAAGGUCACAUUGAGAAGUUGAUCUUCCGGAUGGCUGCUCCCAAGAUCGCAGAGGCAACCUUCGUCAUGGCCAGCUACAUGAACCACUGCUCUGCAGCUGUGAAUAAACCUUCCCACCCUCCUGCUGCCCACCAGCUGUGGGAACUAGAUGGACGGCAGUUCUUUGCUCCUAUCCCAAGUGCUGCUAACAGGCCAGCGUUGCUGUGAACAUUUCUCCUACCCCACCGCCCACCAUCACCCGGAUGGAUUGCCUCUAGGAUUAGGGUCCUAGAAUAUGAUACUACUGUGAUGGGCCUCACAGCCCUACAUCCCCUGCCCCCGACAGAGGCCCCAGUUUGUUCUGUGAAUUGUGUUAUUUCAGUGUCCACCAAGCCUUUGCUCUCUAGGUGCCUUAUUGUGGUUCAGGGCCCAAUGUUAAGAAAUUCCAAACCCUGUGUAGAAACCACUCUUCCCUUCACAGGAAUGCUGAGCUUUUGGAUACUGUCUGGUUCUAGAUACAAAUAGGGAUGGUCCACAGCUCCGGAGGGGUCUAAGUGUUAUAAGCCAGGGUUUUCUGAACAGAUACUCUCAGGAUGGCUGAUGUUUUUUUUUUUAUAUUAUGUACAGUCCUUCGUGGGGAUUUAUACUUGAAGUUUUCCCAACAUCCCUGACCAGGAUAGGACUUAAGUGUGUAAUUCACUUGAACUCUUUAACAAAAGCCUAGAAAUCCCGAAAACUGGACUUUCUUUCCUAGGUAAGAAAGGUUACUGGCAGGACUGGAAAAACACUCACCUUUCUCCUUUCUCAGUGGUAUUAACAAUGCCCCUUCUGGGGUGGCAGCGCCUGUCUGUGCAGAAUAAGGCACUUUGCCUGCUGAGAUUGAAGCUGAUCUCCCUCACACUGGACUGAAAGCCCAACUGGGUCCCACAUACUAUCUCAGCAAGGCCAAGGCCAACUCCCCCUCCCCCAUUCUCAUUUCAAUGACUAGAUAGCACAGUCGAGGUUGUGCUCACUACUGUAGGACAAGGUGGUUGUCACUUGUUCCCCACCCUUUGAAAGACCAAGCAAAUGCACUCCAUCAUUUGCUGCUCUGUGAAGCCACUGAAAAUGAAACACAAGACUCCCCUUGGGCUUGUAGGCCUGGACUGGGUCAAGAUGACUUCUGGCAAAGUUCUGCUAGAAAUUAGCUCAGGGUGGGAAGGGGAUGUAUUUGGUAGCCAUUUAGACUAAGAAUAUCCAGUGAAAGAUAUUGAAGAUU
Molecule: messenger RNA, 5719 nt
Organism: Erinaceus europaeus (western European hedgehog)
Lineage: Eukaryota; Metazoa; Chordata; Mammalia; Eulipotyphla; Erinaceidae
Gene: PLEKHH1
Product: pleckstrin homology, MyTH4 and FERM domain containing H1
Exons: 29
Coding region: 568-4689 (1373 amino acids)
Cellular component (GO): cytoskeleton
Source: RefSeq, a predicted model, not a curated record